Molecule: messenger RNA, 1343 nt
Organism: Paramecium primaurelia
Lineage: Eukaryota; Ciliophora; Oligohymenophorea; Peniculida; Parameciidae
Source: the annotation of a GenBank genome assembly
AUGUUAGUUUAACAAACUUUUAUACUAAUAAUCUUUAUGUUGAAUUUAAAUGUGAUGUUGAAACUGCUAAUAUAACAAAGGAUUUUGUGCAAUAUCUAGGUAUUUGAUUGUCAUUCAUUAUGUAUUUUAUGUAUGAUUACGAUUUAGUGUCCUCCUUUUUGUUCUAGCUGUAUAAGUUAAAUAGAAUGUUCAGAUGAAUGCUGUGCUGGUCCCAAUUGUGGAGGUAGUUAAUAUUUAGACUUUAAUUCAAUUACUGAAUUCAUUUAAAAGUUCAGAAUAAUGUACUUAAUGUGUUAAUAAUUAAUUUUAUUUGACUAAUGGAAUUUGUUUAUGUAAUCCAUUUAUAUUAAAUAAGGAGAUAAUUGCAUUUAAUGCAAUAAAUAUUGUGAAUAUUGCUAUGGUGAUUCAUAAUAUAAUUGUCUUACUUGUGUAAGAGAUUAUUAUAAUAGAGGCAAUAAUAGAUAUUAAUGUUUCUGUUUGCCUGGAUAUUAUGAUGAUGGAAUAAAUUUACCAUGUCUUCCUAUUUGUGGUGAUUCAAUAAUAGUAAAUAAUAGUAGAAGGUCAGGAUUGUGAUGAUGGAAAUAAUAACCCAUUUUAUGGUUUCAUUAAUGGUAAAUUUGGUUGUUAUUUUGCAUUUGAAUAUCAAAAUUAUUUAAAUAGUUUUAUUAAUUCCUUGCUGUAUAUGCUUAAAUGGAAAAUUUUAUUAAUGUAAAAGUGAAUUUGAUGUGUAUAAUAAUGACUGUCGCUCUAUUUGUUAGGUAAUUCAAUCACAUUACUCCAAUAAUGCAAUUAAGAAUAAAGAAACUGUGUUAAUUGUUAAUAUGAAUGCUAUCCUAAGUUUUUAUAUUGUCAUUUUGGAAGAUGUGUUAAAUGUAAUGAAGAUAAAGGUUGGUACAUUUAAAUUGAUGGAAAAUGUAAUUCCAUUUGUGGAGAUGGAAUUGUUGCCAAUUUAAGUGAAAUGUGUGAUGAUGGAAAUGGUAACCCAUAAGAUGGAUGCCAUUAAUGUUAAUUUUCUUGUGAUUAAUUUUAUCAUACUUUUGUAAAUUCUUAGUGUCUAAAUUGUAAAAAAGGCUAUCGAUUAAUAUUAAACAAAUGUAUUCCAUUAUGUAAUGAUGACCUAUUAGUGUAUCCUGAAUAAUGUGAAAAUAAUCAUUAAUUAACUUUUGAUGGUUGUUUUGAUUGCUAAUUUUAAUGUUGAAUUCAUUGCAAAAUAUUGUAUCUGUCAAUAAUGCAAUGAAGAAAGUGAUUGGUAGAUAUAAAAAGUUAGAACCUAUUAAUCUGUAUUCUAAUUGUCUUUGUAAAUAAUGUUAAAUUAAAUGCGAUAUCAAUUGUUUAUAAUGUGA